AUAAACUUUGUGCAACUACUGCAAAUAGUUUGAAAAAAAUGGUUUCUCAAACAAAAGCCUAAUAAAACCAACAAUGUACACAGGUACAACUAGUUCUUGUUUUGUAAAACUUAAUUUCAAACAAGUGUUAACAUAUGGCAAGCUCCCCAAAAACUAUGAAUGGAUCUCCCAACCCAAAGAAGAAAGGUCCAAGCUUCCUUAGCAGGAAGACGAGGAAGAGCAAGGAUGUUAAGGACAUGAUCACCGAGGCUGAGCUGUUAAAGAGAGGAAGUAUCACACCAGAAGAUACUUUGAGAUUGACGUGUUCAACCGACAAUUACUUAUGCGAGGUUGACGACAACAUUUAUGGCAUCGACUUUACUCGGUUCAAAAUCCGAGACCUGGAGAGUGAUACUGUGUUGUUUGAAAUAUCUAAACCCUCUAAAGAAGAGAUGCCGGACCUACCAGGCAGUGUUGACGUGACCGACCCAAAUGCUGGACGCUUCGUUCGUUAUCAGUUUACCCCUCAGUUUCUUAACUUGAAAACUAUUGGAGCCACGGUUGAGUUUGUGGUUGGAGACACACCAGUUCAAAGUUUCCGAAUGAUUGAACGUCAUUACUUCCGCAGUCAACUGCUUAAAAGUUUCGAUUUUGACUUUGGGUUCUGCAUUCCUAACAGCAAGAACACAUGUGAACAUAUCUAUGAGUUUCCCAAGCUAUCCCAAGACACAAUGCAAAAAAUGAUCAAUUCACCAUUUGAGACCAAAUCUGACAGCUUCUACUUUGUAAACAACAAACUAGUGAUGCACAAUAAAGCAGACUACGCUUACAACGCAGGAUUGGAAUAACAAAAUUGAAUCAAAUCACUCACAGUGGUGCUAAUUUACUUUACCAGACUUUGUUUUCUAUUUCUGCAUUACAAGUAUUAUUUUCCACCAUGCUUACAGCUCUUACUCUCUCUUUUACAAUCUCAUUGCGCACUGUGUAUCAAAAGUCUGCCCAAAACAUACUUUUUUUGGUAGCCCAAAGCACAAGUUUAGCCCCUGCAGAACCCUGAACAAGACCCUUGUGAAUCCCUAAUUUUUUCUGACAUUUUGCAACCGAAAUUGUACAUAUUCCCAUAUGCACUUAACGACUACAGACAUUGCGAUAGAGCAUCCACGGUACCCAAAACAGCCUCACGCUUGUUGCUUAAAAUUCAGACAUUUUUUCUAUUUUUGGUUUCAAAGGAAUAUAGAUAGCGAUCCGAAUCUAUUCGCAAUAACAUUUCAAGUUCCGUUUGUACAAAAUUGACCAAGUAAUUGCUUUUGCAUUGGCACAUACGGUGCCGUAUCGUAAUCCGCAUACGAAUAUCGAUUUGCUUGUACGCUCGCAAAACAAUUGCUUUCACUCGCAGCGUUGCUAUCGGACACCCGUUUCUAUAGCAACCAAAUGCACAUGACGUAACGUCGUUAAUCCGAAAAUGUGACAAUAGUUUUUCUGGUUGGUUCAUUUAAAUAAUCGCAAAUAUAAAUGCGCGCAUUUGACCAACCCGUAUUUCUUGUGCUUAUUUGCGUAUUUGUAUCUGUGUGGAUUUGGCGGAAAAUAAAUAUCCUAUGUUUCA
This is a messenger RNA of Ciona intestinalis (vase tunicate), 1582 nucleotides long. Its product is annotated as protein unc-119 homolog B. The record is from RefSeq and is a predicted model, not a curated record. Lineage: Eukaryota; Metazoa; Chordata; Ascidiacea; Phlebobranchia; Cionidae. Gene Ontology annotation, biological process: cilium assembly; nervous system development; lipoprotein transport. Gene Ontology annotation, molecular function: lipid binding. Gene Ontology annotation, cellular component: cilium.